AAGAGAGCUCUGUUUUGUUUGUGCGAGAUAAAGGUUCUCCAGUUGUGAUCACUUUUGCUCUUUUCUGAUAGCACUUUAUCACAUUUUUGUUAAUGCUGAUCGGGGUCUCAUGAGAAAAAUAGCGUUGACAGCAAAGUUCAAAAGUCCUUCGAGAUAGGCACUCUUAUUGUCAGCGCUGAUUAGCCGUGGCCGCUAUAAAUUCAGGUGUACGUGAUUUGGGCCAAGUUUCGCCGUUGUCAUCAUUAGUUGGAGGUUGGACCAGCCCUGCGCAAUCAUGGCAACGGACAGGAUAAAAACCAUUCAGCGACACUUGCUCGCGCCGAAUCUGUCCCUAAAACCAACUGCGGCUGUCGGCGGUCCCAGCGGACAAUUCCGUUACACCCUUGACAACCCGCUUCUGACCCCGCAGCAGAGGGAAUUUUAUGAGAUCAACGGAUUUAUUGUCAUUCCCAAUGUGGUUGAACCUGAACUUAUGGGGAUUUGCGCGCAAAGGUUUAUCGACCUGUGCGAAGGCAAAUUCGAUAAGGGAUCGAUGACAAUGAUGAAAGAUGUUUCUCUCAUGGAGAGAGGCGCCACAGGGCAAUUCUUGUACAACAAAGUGCAAGACAUUGCGUUUGACGAUGUUUUUUCAAAGUACAUCCUUCACGAAAGGUUGCUUGACUACGUGCAAUGUUUCACUGGUCCCAACAUCAUGGCCAUGCACACCAUGCUGAUCAACAAACCACCCGAUUCUGGAGCCAUGACCUCGCGCCACCCCCUCCACCAGGACCUCCACUACUUCCCCUUCAGGCCUGCUGAUAGGAUUGUCGCUGCUUGGACUGCUAUGGAACCUGUGACGGCCGACAACGGCUGCCUGGUCGUACUGCCAGGGUCACACCGCAAGGGCGUGCUCUAUCAGCACGAAUACCCUGAAUGGGAGGGAGGAGUGAACAAAUUCUAUCACGGAAUUCGUGGAUUUGAGGAUGAGCCUCUGCUGUUGUUGCCCAUGAACCCUGGUGACACCGUUUUCUUCCACCCACUUAUUAUUCACGGAUCUGGUGCCAAUGUUACCAAGGGAUUCCGUAAGGCCAUAUCUUGCCACUACGCAGCUGCAGAGUGCGAAUAUAUUGAUGUGAAAGGAACAUCUCAAGAGAAUAUUGCAGUCGAAAUUGAAAGUCUGCUUAAGAAGAGAGGACUGGAGGCCGAUUACAACUCUCUUUGGCACUACCGUAGCCGCCUCGCCAGAGGAGUGUCUGUCAACCUGUGAUUUUGUUCCAACAGUCCAACCUAUUUUUAUAUCCUGAUUUCACUGUUACCUUAUUGUCACUAUGGCUGUGGAGAUUAUUUUAAAACGAUGCUUGUACGAAAAUUGACAAAAA
This is a messenger RNA of Cloeon dipterum, 1358 nucleotides long. RefSeq names its product phytanoyl-CoA dioxygenase, peroxisomal-like. The record is from RefSeq and is a predicted model, not a curated record. Gene Ontology annotation, biological process: fatty acid alpha-oxidation. The transcript has 7 exons. Gene Ontology annotation, molecular function: phytanoyl-CoA dioxygenase activity. The coding region runs from base 275 to 1246 and encodes 323 amino acids. Lineage: Eukaryota; Metazoa; Arthropoda; Insecta; Ephemeroptera; Baetidae.